UGGCGGCUGCCAGACAGGGAAAUCCGAAUGUGGGAUGUGAUAUCCUCAUUUUAUUACAGUAAUCAUGCCUCAGAUUCUGUGGAUUGCACUAGUGUGCUUAGCCUUAACAUGGCUAAUAUCGAGGUGUGUGACAUGGAUGAUUCUGUGGAUUGUGAAAAAGAAAACAAAGCUAAAUAUCAAAAUAGGGAGCUUUGGAUUUUUGUCCUUAAAGAAAAUCAAGAUUCAAGAAACAGCAGCUAUAUCACUGGAAAUUGACUCUCUAUGGUUGAGUUGCAGUCUGGUAAAUAAAAAAAUAAGGAAACCUUUAGGUUUGUGUGCCUUGGAUAUCAGAAUACAGACUGAUGUUGCAGAAAUUCAAAAGAAUACUGCUGUAAGGGCAAGGAAAGAUGCUUCUACAAUGACAGUGCAGAAAAUAAGUCAACAUAUAAGCAGUGCAGUAAUGGCACUUCAGUACAUUGGCAUCCAUGUCAACAACAUCCACAUAAUACUACUGAAUGCAGUAUUCAGGCAGUGUUUGGUUCAUACAGUCCUGCAGGAGGUGAAUCUCCUUUGUGGGCUGGACCCACACAGCAUACAUUGCAAACUUGAAUUAAAUGGGGCAAGUUGCCAAGUUAUACAAAAAGUCAGUCAGGAGCAGCCAAGCCAAUCUAGAAUAGCAGAGUUAUCUUUGAACAAAACAGUGACCCUGCAAUUGAAGAGAGGAGACACUUUGAUACCAGAGUUUUUGAAACUUGUAGUACACGACCCAAGUUUAACACUGUUUGAAGAUUUACUGAGCAAAAUAAAAGAAAGUAAAUCUACAGAUGGAGUCCAAACUGAACAGCAAAAUCAAAUGCAAACAGAAUCUACUGAGGGAUCUCAGUCUUCAGCAACACCAUUGAUUCAUCUUAUACCAAAGAUAAUGUGUGUCAAAAUAUCUGAAACAGCAUUAACUCUUGCUAGUAACGUAAGUGAAAGAACCCUUAAAUGUGGCUGGAAAUUAAUGAAGAUAGAAGUUGACAACAAAGCAUUAUCACAGCAAGAUGUUAUUGGAAGCCUUUCACUGGCUUUGGAAGGUGUUCAAGCUUCCUUACCUAAAACAGAAAUAGGAUAUUUGAACAAGUUGCAUUGCCAUAUUGAGGUGAGUGAAGAGAGGAUUCAUUUGAAAAGUGGUGUAUUAUCUGGCUUCAUACACUACUAUCAGCAAGAACUGGAUUAUUGGGCAGGAAAAAUUAAUGCAAUAACAGCAAACACAAGUCAUCCAGCAAUCCAUCAAACACAACCUGAAAGAAAACCUGAAGGGAAAAACAAAAUUGUGUCAUUUAUAAAAAAUAAGACAAUACACUGUGAAGCUGAAGUAAAGGACAUGCAGGCAACAGUGACCAUGUCAGGGUGUGACAGUAUCAAGGCUGGCCUUGUGGAGACAAACUUGACAAUGAAUUUGUCUCCAAAUAGUCAUUCAGAUGAAGGGUUUCUACCAACCUGGCAAGAAGCAGAUGUUCUUCUUUUUAUUUCAACAGCAUACUGCCACCUUGAUGACCCAAGGAUUACUUUGGUUGAACUAAACACAAAGCAGCAUAUUUGGAACUGUAUAUUCUACUUGGCACAGGUCGAAAUCAAGCUGCAGAAAUCUUCAGGCCAUACAGAUGUCAGCUACAAAAUGGAUGGCAUGCAAGGAGAGUGGUCACCAAAAAUAUGUGCUUCAAUCACUAGGAUGAUGCAAGACCUGGUGACCAGAAUUCCUAGAAAGGAUUCACUGCAUAGAGAAAUGCUGCAAACAGGCACUCAUGUUGGACAGGUGACUGCUGGACCAGUCGCCUCCCAUUCACAGGGCGGAGAAAAGCCUCACCUCUUUGGUGUUACUCUAAAUUUUGAAUGCUCAAAUGUGAAUAUUUUUACGUGCUGUGAUCCAUUGGCUUGUGCAAUGUUUCGUCUGGACAAAGUAUCUGGACAGUGUGUAGAAGGUGUGCUUCAUUGUACAUCUACUGGUGCUAAACUUUCCCAGCUUAGACAAUCUGGAAAGUCAUAUCAGCUUCUGAAUUCAACAGAGGUGGACAAUUACAUUGGACAUAUUAAGAGUAUAUCCAUGGCACUCAAGACAAAUGAAAAGGAGUUGGAUCUUAGAGUACAUGAAGAGGUUUAUGCAGUGUGGAACACAAGGAUUCAUAUGACUUUCCUCCAAACAGUACAAGAAAUUAUGGAAGUUGGAGCUGUUUUUACUUGUGCAGACAAGAAGGCUAGAGAAGGCCACCCUGAGCCUGCUGAGCAAGUCAAAAGUUCCAAAACUCAGUUCACACUUCUACUCACAGUAAGGGCUAACACAGUUUUAGGUGCCCUGCUCUCAAACCAACACAAAAUAAUAUUCAGUGCUCCAGAGGUUGUAGGCAGGGUGCAGCUGCCUGAAGUAUUGAUGCAGUUGGAUGUGUGCAGUGUAGCCUUUGACCACCAUGACAUCUUUAAACUUCGGGGUGCUGUGAUAUCUUUCUUACCAAAAAGUGAAGCACUGGAAAUUGAAAGAACAGACCUUGAACUGAAAACCAACAGAGUGUUGGACAUCUCUUUCAAUAACUUUUCUGUGAUAUUCCCUAACAAGUUCAACUUUGCAGCAUGUUUUGAAGAGGUUGUAAACAUGGUCAAAUGGCUCAAACUGAUUCACAAGAAAACAAAGAGACCAUUUACAAUUGACAGUCCCUUACCCCCAGAUGUGAGAUUAUCUACAAAGAAUCUUACUAUCCAAGUUAGUGAUGAUCCAUUUGAAGUGAAGCUGGGAGAUAAUUAUGAUCUGCUCUGUGAUGAAUACAAUGAAAGUAGAAAACGAGAAGCAGCUUUGGACAGGAAAAUAGCUGAGCUGAAAAGACAGUAUGGUCUUUUACCAUCUGGGAAGGUUGAAGAACUUUAUUCCAAUUUGAAGAAGAAAAAUGCGGAAAUCUACAUUCAGCGAUCAAGGUUGCUGUAUCAGGAACCUCUGAGAACUAAACUUUUCACUUGGACUAUGCAGGAUUUAGAAAUAAUUGCACUUGCAGACAGAUCGCUCCAUGGUAAAGAGAAUGUAGUAAAGCACUUGCAGGAGAUAGACCACGAUAGUCCAUACCCUGCUGAAGGUCUGGAGUUCAUCACUCUCUGGUGCCGUAUGGUCAAUACCAGUGUGAAAAGCUGGACCAUUCAUCUCCGAGACUUUCCUCAACCAUGCCUGGAUGUUGUUGAUCUCACUGUAUGGGGAAAACUGAUAGGAGCAGAACAGGAGGGAGCCAUAAGAGCAAAAAGAACAGGCACUGUUCAGGUUGGGUCUCCUUGGGGAGACAUGACUGUCGAGAGGAGCAUGCCACCUUUAAAGUUCUACCAUGAUUUUUGUGCUGAUGCAAAAACCUUCACCAUGGCCUAUGGUGCCUGCUGGGAGCCUGUUAUUGCUCAGACCAACAGAGCCCUUGAUUUGAUCAAUAAGCCAUCUCUGGACCCAAGUAUACCUAUGCCUUUCUGGGACAAGAUCCGCCUCCUCCUCCAUGGCCGUCUUACUAUGUGUGCUGAGCAAAUGAGUUGGCUGUAUCAUGCCUCUCUUGAUCCACAUAAUACAACAGAGUUCAUGGAUUGGACCUGGAACAAGAUGGGGCUUGAAUGGACUAAUGCCAAAUGGGUACUAAAAGGAGAUCUUGAUAUCACAGCCAGAACAGCCUCUAAAUAUGAUGAUUGCAGACUGCUCCAUCUGCCAAACCUGAGAUAUGUCAUUAAGCUCGAAUGGCUGUGUCUUGGUAACCCAAAUGAUCACCAUGCUGUCAUGCCUUGUGCUCCAGACAAGGUCCCAGAAUUUUCACUAGAGGAGCAUGAUUCUUAUAGGGCUUUCAGAUCACAGAAGUUGAACAUGACCAUGAGUUUUAAAACCACUCAUGAUGCAGGUGUGGUUACUGAAAGUCCAAGCUGCAUCUUUUUUGCCAGUACCUUGAGGUGGAUGGACAAAAUUAAGAUGAUUCUAGCCAGUGUAUCCAGACCCAUAAGAAGAGGACCUUUGUAUGAUGCUGUUCUGAAGCCUAAAAAGCUGCAAUUUACUAGACACUUUCAGAAUUUCUGUAUAUCCAUGAACCUCCAUAAAUUUCAUGUUUGUUAUUGGAUGUCAUCUGCAAAGCAGCAUGGUUUUGAAAUGGAAGGUGGCUACUUUGAUCUCAAUUCAGGUUUCAACCUUCAGUUACAACCAGUAGAGGAUGGUUUGAUCCACAGACCCCAAGCCAACUGGAGUAUACAGAGCCAGACAGUGACCCUGCAGGACGCCAAGGUGUGGCUGUGUUCAGCAAGUGCAGGGGAAGAGCUGAAUGUUUCUCUUAUUGGACAGCCAGUCAAAAAAAGCUAUUUCUUGAGCGUGACAAGUGUAAGCUACGGAAGAGACAAUUGUGCCAAUAUUAAAGCACACACAGAAGAAGGGGAACAAGAUAGCCCUGAAAAGCAAAAAUUCACACACAGAGUGCAAAUAGUUGACAUGAAGGGGGCUUGGAGUAAGAGCAACAGGAACACUGUGUUUGGAUUGUUUGAUGCCUACCAAAAGGCACAAGCUUUAAGAAGGAACCUUUCAUCUGAAGCUCUCAAAGGAUUUAAAGUGGAGAAUUCACCCACACCUUUGAAGACCCGUGCCAUGUCCAUGACAGCAGGUACCCCAGGGGGUGGUACAGCCCAGCCCGGCACCCAGGUCACCCCCAGCCCACUGUCCAGGAUACAGUCAGGACAUGCACACUCUAUGCUAGAGAAACUGGUGCAAGAGUCUGAUAGCAAGUUUACUGUAUACACGGAUGAGUUUUCUCAGUCUGCUGGAGGCCAGGUAGAUAAACUCCAUGGAAUUGCAGCUUGUAAGAGCAAAGAUGUGAUCAGUAACAAUUGGUUCAUUGAGCUCCAGAACAGCCAGAUGAUGAUCAAAGGCUGUGAGACACUUGGUUAUGUAAUCGUCAGUGCAGCCAAGGCCCAGAUAUGGUCCUGUCUCCACCAGCCUAUCUGGAAGGAUGGAGAACUGAAGAGCAAGACAACAUGGGUAGGAGGGAUUGACUGCAUGCAGUACUAUGCCACAGUGGACCCAGGAGCUGAAGCUACAGAUGAUGAUGUAUUCUGGGUGUCCAGAGAGCAUAUAGAGAUUGAGGAGAAAGUGGACUCCGAGGGCACCCCAGAGAUGGUGGGCAGUGGGCUCAGUGUGGGAGGGGUGGUCAGCAGUCACGUGGGAAGCACAGGGGAGGUGGAUGUAUCAGAAGGUGUCCAACUCCAGAGAAUCAUAUCCCGUUGCAAGUGUCAAUUUUUCUAUGCCAGUUAUGGUGAAGUAGAUCCAAAUUCAGUGGCAGAAGUUCCAUUACCUUCCUCAGAUGAUUCAGAUGACAUGUUGGAAACUAAAGAGGGAGUGGAUGCCUUUACACUGUUGCAUCAUGACUUAAAUAUAUGCACUAAUCCUCUCCAGUAUGCCAUGAUAUUGGACAUUGUCAACAACUUAUUAUUAUAUGUUGACCCAAAGAAGAAGGAAGCUGGCGAAAGAUUAAAAAGGAUGCGUUUCAAGUUACAAUUAGCCAGUGAUGAGGAUCAAAGAACACCAAUCCUUCAAUUGCAAGAAACAGUAAGGAUGGUUGUGCUUAGACUGAGACGACUGGAAAGAGAGCUGUACAUGCUGCAGAGGACUCCAGAUGAGGCCUGGGAAGAAGACAGAGAUUUUGAUGAGGAUCAAAUGCAGUCCAUUGAAAGGCAGAUAAAUGAAUGCAAAGACCAGCUGAUUACUGCUAAUGAGGAGCUGACUAUUAUGAUCAGUUGUUUUACCCAAAGUCAAUUACAAGAUGUAUCACAGCUGAAGUCCUCUAAAGCCCAAGAAGCAGUGGUAGUUCGCCAUAAUGAAGUCUGCUUUAUGCAUGCACAGUGGAGACUGACAGAAACAGAUGGCCAGCUAGGAAUGGCAGACCUAGUCCUUAGAAAUUUUAUCUAUCAUAAGGUAAACAAUAGCGAUGACUCAGGGGCCCAUUUACUGGAGCUUGGCUAUGUGAAAGUGACAAAUUUGCUCCCCAACUCAAUUUACAGGGAUGUGCUUGUUCCACAAUGUCUAUCAGGGAAAAAUGAGGGUGGUCAGCAGAGGCAAGUGACCUUGAGGAUUUUCUGUAGGGAAAAAGGACCAGUUGGGGGUAUACCUGUGAAAGAGCAUUUUGAGAUUAAUGUUGUGCCCAUCACACUACAGUUGACCUACCAAUUUUUCAAAACCAUGAUGGGCUUCUUUUUUCCUGGCAAGAAUAUAGAUUCUGAGGAGCAUCAAGGUGAUGAAAGCAAACCAGAGGGCACCACUGUAACAUCACCACAGAGAAAGAGAGCCUCUGUCAAGAGAAGCCAAUCUGUAACCCAGCCAAACCAUGAUGUUGUUGAAAAAAUGACGGAAAGAGCUGAGAAAAACAACAUGUUCCUCUACAUUAAAAUACCAGAGGUGCCUCUUAGAGUAAGCUACAAGGGUGAGAAAGAAAAGAAUAUUGAAGAUGUCCAUGACUUUGGGCUCACUUUGCCUACUCUGGAAUAUCACAAUCAGACCUGGACUUGGUUGGACUUACUGAUGGCAAUGAAAAAUGACAGCAAGCGGGUAUUACUGUCACAGGCUAUCAAGCAGAAGCUGCAUAUGCGUUCCAGAGUAGCUGCUCUUGUUGAUGAAGCUCCAGUCACAGAUGUUCAGCAGGAGGAAGACAAAGCUAAGAUGUUACUAGGAGCUAAAUUAUUGGCUGGUAAUGAAAAACCGUCUAGCAAGAAGAAUCUAUUUGGGAAGAGCUCUAAGUAAAUAUUACAUGCAGAUAGUGAAGGCAUUGGCAUGGUUGAGUAACUGUUAAAAAGAUCAGGUCUUGUUAUGCCAAGUGCUUAUAUUUACAAUGAUGUUUAUGGAGACUAUAUACAGUAAGAUGCAUAGGUAUUUGUAUGCAGUUGGACUUUUUUCUAGGAUGCAAUUUUUGUCUGAGACAGGCCUGUAGCCAGGGGGUUUCUUUGGAUUCAAAUUAUUAAUCCAGCUUUAGACUACUUAAUAUUCAAAAUUAGUAAUUAGCUUUGAAUUUCAGUUGUAACUAUAAACGCAUUCAGAGAACAGACAUCCUAAAAGGCAGCUCAAUUCUCAGAAAAAUAUAAAUUAGUUCAUGGUUCACCAGAAUCUGAUUGAUAUUAAGUUAGCCCAUUGCUAAUCUAUCCAAACCAACAAAGGCAAACACAAAUUAACCUCCUUGGCAGAGGUAAUAUUUAUUCAGAAAUAAAAAUAUUACUUAUAUUAUUAAGUCCAAAGUAAAAGUUCCUUAAAACCCUCAGUUUUGUCAAAGAAAAAUUCACAAUUUCCCCUUUACAAUUUCCAGAUGAUGUUCCUGGUUAUUGGCCUAAGAGACAUUAACAGACAUUAACAGUAUUCCAUUAUAUUAUUUUAAUAAAUGCUGCUGAUUUUCAUCACCUUUUUGUUAUAACAAUAUGUCAGUUUUUUACAUGUGUUAGCAUUCAAACAUCAUAUUAAACUGAUUGUUUUAUGAUUGACCAUGCUCAUUUAUUUAUUUAUUUAUUCUUAUUCUUUGUGAAUAUGUUAUAUCUUCCAUUGUAUUUAUUCAUAUUAAUUUUCUUCUGUUAUUUCAAAUUUGUUGACAUGUAAUUUGAUUCAGAAGUCAAGGAAAUUUGCCAAAAAAUUUACCAUAAAAGGUAUAUUUUGUAUCAAUUAACAAUGUAUUACUAUCUCAUGCCAGUUAUGCAUUAUUAAAGCUUAAAUCUUAUUAUUUAUCUUUCAUGAAGAAGAUGGUGAUGUUUAGUACAUAUAGGUGAUAGUGUUUACAUAAUUGGCUAGUUGAAUGCCACUAGAUAUAAUGUUCUUACAUAUAAAUAUGUAGUAAUAGUACAGGAAUUAUUGCUAAAAGAUCUUAUGGUCCAAAUAAAAUGAAUGUAUGAAAACAUGAUAUGUUCAUUCACAUAAAGUGAAUAAAAAAGAGAAGACCAGACUAAAAAAAAAUUAAGUUGUAGCUCAAC
This is a messenger RNA of Lingula anatina, 7950 nucleotides long. RefSeq names its product protein hobbit. The record is from RefSeq and is a predicted model, not a curated record. NCBI's taxonomy places the organism in Eukaryota, Metazoa, Brachiopoda, Lingulata, Lingulida, Lingulidae.